Molecule: messenger RNA, 6354 nt
Organism: Saccoglossus kowalevskii
Lineage: Eukaryota; Metazoa; Hemichordata; Enteropneusta; Harrimaniidae
Biological process (GO): regulation of DNA-templated transcription
Cellular component (GO): RSF complex
Source: RefSeq, a predicted model, not a curated record
AGUUCGACUUUGGCAAGGUGGCGAUUGAGGACCUCGAAUACGAAUUGUGUGAAUUGGAUAGUAAUUAUUUGGCUGACACAUUUACCAAGUUGGUGCGUUUUUUCAGAAGGGCGUCGGACGUUCUACCUAGUAAUUGGGAAGAGCAUGUCAGUAGGUUUUUAAAAGACAGACAAAUUCCCUGCAAUUCCUUUGGGGAAGGAAUACCGUUUGUGAGUUUGUCAUGUGAAAAUAAAUUAUUAUUACUUAAAACAGUAAUAGAUGCAAUUUAUGCAGAAAAUGAAGAAGCUUUAGCAGAAUAUUUAAAUGACUAUUUUGAUCCUCAUGAAAUGCGAUUUUGCCCCAUAGGACAAGAUGCAUUAAAUAACACUUACUGGUAUUGUGAUGAUCUGAGGCUGUACAGAGAAGGUGCUAUAAAGAAGGGAAAUAAAAAGUCCUGGGAGUGUGUAUGCGUCACAUCAGACGACUGGCAUAGUUUUCUAAGACAGUAUCGUAAAGUAACCAACCAACAAGAAAAAGAAUUGGUUAAUUAUAUACAAAAUGAUCUAUGGCCGCUCAUUCAAGGCCAACUAGAGGCAAAAGAAGAAGACGAAUUGGAAAGGUUAAGAAUUAUGGAAGAGGAGACUGAAGAAGCAAUAUUUAAUGAAUCUAACCCAUUUGACUUUGAUGAUGAAGAAACUUUUAACCUGUUGUCAGAGGAAACGGAAAAUCUCCAUCAAAAUGGAAAUCUUUUUAACUUAAAGACAGAACUUACUAAUGUAAACGGGGAAGAUGACAUUUUUUCUCUAAACGGCCCUGAUGAGGGUAAAGACAUUGAGGAUAAUGUGCGAAAGAAACGAAAAAAGAAGGAUGAACAGGGAUAUAGUGACCAGGAAUUUGUUUCAAAUGAUGAACUUGAUGGAGAGAACGAUAAAGUUCUUCAUCCAAGUCCAUCACUGGUGUCUGCUACAUUAACGCCUACAGUGACGUCACAACAGGUCUUCGUGUUCUCUACAUCAUUGGCUAACAGGGCUGCUGAGGCGGUUCUCUCAGGUCAAACAGAUUCUAUCAUAUCCUUUCACAGAAGUCAAGCAGCUAAAAGGAAGUACUUACAGGUUGACAAUGAAAUUACAAGGCGGCCUUCGCUAUCACUGGAUAUUAACUCCCAGUCACCAAUUAUGCAAGAUAAGCUGCCACUGACAUUGUCACCACAUCCUGCAACAGAGCCACAUCCCUCGGCCCAAUCGCGACUGCAGCAGCAAGAUCUACGUAGACAGUUUCCACAGUAUGGCCAACAACAAUCAAAUCAACAGCAGCAAUUCCAGAGGCAAGCAAAUGCACAGUUUCCAAACAAUCAAAUAGACUUGCACAAUCUGCAGGCAAGACAUCAGCUGCUUACGAAACAGCAACAGCAACAGAACUCACAACAUCUGUCAAAUUCAGAAACUGUGCAACACUAUCAGCAGCAACCACCAACGUUGCAGCAGCAGCAACAGGGUCACCAAAAUCAACAGCAGAAUAUUCAACAGCAGCUUCAACAACAGAUAGGUUCACCGCUUAUGCCACAACAGGCACAGAAGAUGCAGCAACAACAACCACAGCCACCCAUGCCGCAGCAACACAUGAUGUCUUCGGGACAGCAGCAACCUCAAACUGCCUCCAUGUUGCAGAGUGGAAUGUCACAAUUGCAACAACGACUGCAGCAACCAUUGCAAGCAUCACAGCAACAGCAGCACCAUCCACAACAGCAACAACAGCAGCAACAACUGUCACCCUUGGAUUCAUCUUUUCUGCCCCAACAGAUUCCCUUGGAUAAUUUGGUAGAUCCGGAAACUGAAAAUUUAGAUCCAACUGCACUCUGGGAAAGUCCAACUGCAAGUGUUAAAUCACAAUGGGGGCCUGGUCAACAAAUGAUCAUGCCACCUCAGCAGCAACAACAACAACAGCAGCAGCAGCAGCAACAACAACAACAACAGCAGCAGCAACAGCAGCAACAUUAUCAAGAACUGCAAAGGAGAAUGAUGGGCCCCAGACCGCAAUUUAUGACACAACAGCAACAGCAGCAAUAUUUGCAACAACAAGGAAUGUCGUUUCCAGGGCAACCACAUCCACCGCGAGGUAUGACUCAGGCUGCAAUGAUGGACAUGGAUUUGCAACAGAUGCAGCGGUCAUUCUCUCCAUCGCAGGUCAAUUCUGAAGGACUUGGGCCAAGGAAUAUUGAUAACCCCACUCCUGAACAACUGAGGCAUAGACAGGAAAGAUUAAGGACUUUGCAAGAAAUGCAACGGUUGUUGUUCCCUGAACGGCAUCCACAGCAACAAGGUGGAUUUCCACCUAAUGGGAACAUGGGUAUGGGAUCGCCUCCACCUAAUAUAGGUCCUUCUAACAAACUUGCAAUGAACGCAAUGCAAUUUGGGCCAGGAAUUCUGUCUCCACGCUCUAUGACUUCACCAGAAAUGGUGAGCUCACCACAAGGUCCAUUGACAUCGCAGCCACCUAUGAUGACAUCACCACCGAAUAUGAUGCAAUCUGCACAGCAGCCCAACAUGAUGUUACAAAUGCAUGGUGGACCAGAAUCGCCGCAUUCAAUUGAAAGCAUUAAAGCACAACAAGAGUGGAUGAAGCUGCAGCAGGAGCACUAUGACACUAAGAGGAGGCAGAUUCUGACACAGCAUGAUCUGAUGAGGCAUCAAAUGCAGCAACAGAUGCAGCAAGAACAAGGCAUGAUGGGUGGACCACCUUCUCAAUCUGGUGGUCCUAUGGAUGUGCCCUUGAAUCCUCAGCACAGUCAAAGAAUGCCCCCACCUCCAUAUUAUGCAUCUCAUUUGACCCAGACUGCAUCACAGAGGCGGAGCAGCUUAUCUGGACCAAUGCCAUCCCCGACAUCUCCACAUCUGCCAAAAUCACCUGCUCAUUGGCUUCCGGCGCCACAGGCGUCACCGAGACCUGCUAGUACUGGAUCAGUGCCAUCACAAACGAUACCUCCGAAUAUGGCGCAACCAACAUCAAUGCCUCAGCAAAGGAUGCCACAGGCCAGUCCAUACUCUGCAAACUUCAGUGGACCCCCAGGAAUGAGUACCACAAAUCCUGUUGCAGGUAUGAACAGUCUUGUUGCGGGGAUAAGGGGGAAUUUUUCACCGGCUCGAUUAGAACAGCAUUACACUCAGCCACUUCCAUCAUCUGGUCAAGUAAUGCAACAGGUACCUCCGUCUGGUCAACAACCACACCAGACAUCUUCGGGUCGCUUGACCCAACAGCCACAGCCAUCAUCUGCUCACCAAUCUCCUCACCCCGCAACAGGUCCAUCUCGAAAACAAUCACAAAAGAUAGCUCCAUCAGGACAAACCACAUUAACAGCACAGUUACCACAAGGUCCAUCAUCGGGACAACUCUUGCAACAGGGUUCAUCAACAGGGCAACAAAUUACUUCGUCAGGACAACCUCCGCAACCAGUUUCAUCAUCUGGGAAAUUGCAAUCGCAAGUUCCUUCAUCAGGGCAAACACCACAGCAAAUUCCUCCCUCAGGUUCAUUACCACAUCAAGGUCCUUCCACUCUAGGAACAACGCAGGGGAUAUUUAGUCCUUCAAAUACUGCACCUUCUAGCACAUCGUCUCAGUCGCAAGGCAUCUUUCCUGACAGGGGAGCGCAACAACCAGUGUCUUCAGUAUCCACUCCCAUGUCGGCAAAUGUAAAUAGUCCUGCAUUGUCUUCCAAAACGAUUGGAGAACAGAGCCCAGCAACUCCCACAGUUCCUGCGAGCAGCAAGCAACCACAACCGAGCCCACAGUCAGCUGCUGCAUCAGCUGCAGCUGCAGUUGUGUCUGCAGCAGCAGCGACUGCAUCUACUGUCCCAGCAACAAAAGUACCUUCCGCAGAUGAAGCAUCUUCUAACAGACUGUUGGUUAAUUUCCCACCAAGUGCCCUGAAUCGAGAUAAAGCUCCAAAUUUCCCACCACGAGGGGAGGACUUUAACCAGUAUGCUGCAACAUUUUAUCAGAAACCAGCUGUGGAAAAGUCUUCAUCCAGUGCAUCACAAAAACUGCAACAUUUCCCACCACAGACUGCUUCACAAUCACAAACUAAUUUCCCAUCUCCUCAACCAUUACCACCACCACCACCACAACAACAGCAACAGCAACAGCUUCCACGUCCUCAACAACAACAACAACUGCAGCAUCCACAGCAACAACAGAUGCAGCUACAACAGGCGCAGCAACAUGCACAUCAGCAACAACAUCCGCAACAGCAACAACACCAUCCACAACAUCAUCCACAAAACCAUCCACAGCAGCAACAACAACAACAGCACCACCACCACCCACAACUGCAACACCAACAACUGCAACAUAUGCAGCAACUUCAGCAGCAGCAGCAGCAGCAGCAACAACAUCAAAUGCAGCAGUCACAACAAAUGGCUUCAAUGCCACCAGGAUCUGGUCUUCCAGGACAUAUGAAUUCUAUGCCAAAUGUCAGCAAAUCAGGUACAUAUAUAGAUGGAAAUGUUGGGAGUCCUUUGCGACCCUCUUUGACUAGCGUGCCUAGUCUCAAUCAGCCUGGAUUAAGUGCUUCUCAGUUUCCAAACCCAGGGUCAUUGCAAAAUGCUCAGCCUGCUUCACAACCUGUGUCGUCACGACAACAACCUAUGAUGUCUGGAACAUCAACGUACAUGUAUGGCCCGCAGCCGGCUACUGUACAAAGCAAUAGUAAAGGAAUGACUUCAACGGUAUCCAGUCAAAAUUAUGCACAUAAUCAACAACAACAGUACCAGCAACACAUGCUUCCAUCACAGCCUCCGGAUCUACAAUUACAAUUACAGCAUUCUAUUAAUUCUUCUGCGGCGCUAAAUCGGACAGGUCAACAGAGUACAGCUAUUAUAUCUCAGCCUCAGCCUCAAACACAAACUCAACACCAGUCAAAUACAAUACAUUAUUCUCAACCAACAACAACUUCAAACAAUCCUUUAGCAGGAUUUGAACCUCCUUUGCUGCCGGACGGGAAAGGACCAAAACAGACACUGCAAUAUUUUCCUAAUCCAAAAGUCCCUGCGCCACCGCCGGGGUCAUCACAAGGACCGCCAUUACAGCAGUCCCAACCACCGCCGCCUCUUCAGCAGUUGGCUCACAUGACACAAGCUCAACAGUUGCCACCCAACUCAAGGUUUGCUUCGAUGAACAUGGAUAAUAUGCAAAAUAUGAACAUGAAUCCUAAUAUGGCUGCCAUGAGUCCAAAUAUGGCAGUCAGACAGAGACAUCAGUAUCCAAUGGGUGGUGGGGGGCCCAUGGAUGCUCAUAUGAAUAACCCAAAUAUGGGCAUGAAUCCAAACUUUGGUUAUGCAAUGGGAAUGCAAGGACCUCGUAUGAGCCAACAGGAAGCCAUGUUACUUCAAAGACAUCCUGGCCAAUCAGUGACGUUGUACUUUCCACCUCCCAAAUCAGGACCUCAUCAGGCACAACCUGGCAUAAUGUAUGCAAGAACUAGAGUGCAAGGCCCUGGUUACAUGGGGCAAGGGCAGCCUCCCCAAGGGCAACCACAUAUGCCUGUCAUGCAACAAGGACAAUUCCAAAAUUAUGGCAUGCCUGGCCCCUAUGGACCGCAAAAUCCCCCAAUGCCAAAUACAGGGAGGUAGUAGUGAAAUUCCUUUGCAGUACUUUUAAUGUUUAUCCAAUAGAAUGCUCCUAUUUGCUGAAUGAUUUGGUUGGGUGCAUUUUGAACAGUCGUGCCUUAAAGGUGCCUUGUUAUCAGAGCAAACAUGUUUUGAAUGCUAAUUAUCUCACUUCAAAGAACAAAAAUUUUACUGGAAGCUCAUCUGUGCUUGCAUUGCUUAGAGAUGUAUGUCAUGUGAUAUGAGCGCAAUUUGCCAUGCUUCAUUUAGUGUUCUUCUCCAAAACUCCUAGUGUGUAAUUCUGUAUAAUGACGACCAGUACACCUGAUUUGGUUUCUCGGGUUCUGGAAAAAAAAAUGAUACCACUGUUUGUUGCUAAUUAUUAAGCGCAAGUUUCGCACCAUGCUUGGAUGGCAUGGGAACUAGAAAAGAUAUAAUUAUUUUUUGCGUUCGUGAUUACAAAUAUCCAAUAAUGGAUUGGUGAAAUUCUGCAUACCAAGACAAAGGCAUACCUCGUUUUAAAGAUAUGAAAAACAAAAAAAAGAUUGUUCUUGCUGUAGGUAAAAUGGUGUAUACGUUAUUCAGAUUUGAAGGGAAAUGAACGAACACUGAUUACAUUACAAACAGGUCUCAAUUUAUUGUUAACCUUUUUUUGGCAUUGCAUGAAGCACUCAAAGCUUUUGGGGGGGGGGCACAUUUUGUGUAGCUGAUACAUACAACACAUUUUUGUUCUGAUCAGAAACGAACCGAUUUAUUUUCAAAAGUUUCACCAACA